AUGGUGAAGCCUGUACAGUCCACUUUUUCAAUUGUGAAGAACAAAGAGCCCACGUUUUACAUUGUGAAGACUGUAGAGUCCAUGUUUUCCAUUGUAAAGACUGUAGAGCCCACGUUUAACAUUGUGCAUACUGUAGAGAACACGUUUAAAAUUGUGAAGACUGUAGAGCCCACGUUUUACAUUGUGAAGACUGUAGAGUCCAUGUUUUACAUUGUAAAGACUAUAGAGCCCACGUUUAACAUUGUGAAGACUGCAGAGUCCACGUUUUACAUUGUGAAGAGUACUGUAGAGUCCACGUUUAACAUUGUGAAGACUGUAGAGCCCACGUUUUACAUUGUGAAGACUGUAGAGUCCACGUUUAACAUUGUGAAGACUGAAGAGCCCACGUUUUACAUUGUGAUGACUGUAGAGUCCACGUUUUCCAUUGUGAAGACUGUAAGGUAUAUGUUUUACAUUGUGGAGACUGUAGAGUCCACAUUUUACAUUGUGAAGACUGUAGAGUAUACGUUUAACAUUGUGAAGACUGUAGAGCCCACAUUUUACAUUGUGAAGACUGUAGAGCCCAUGUUUAACAUUGUGAAGACUGUAGAGCCCACGUUUUACAUUGUGAAGACUGUAGAGCCCAAUAUUUACAUUGUGAAGACUGUAGAGUCCACGUUUAACAAUGUGAAGACUACUGCAGAGCCCACGUUUUCCAUUGUGAAGAGUGUAGAGCCCACAUUUUACAUUGUGAAGACUGUUGAGCCCACAUUUUACAUUGUGAAGACUGUUGAGCCCACGAUUUCCAUUGUGAAGACUGUAGAGCCCGCGUUUAACACUGUGAAGACUGUAGAGUCCACGUUUUUCAAUGUGAAGAAUGAAGAGUCCACGUUUUCCAUUGUGAAGACUGCAGAGCCCACGUUUUCCAUUGUGAAGAGUGUAGAGCCCACAUUUUACAUUGUGAAGACUAACGAAGAGACCACGUUAUACAUUGUAAAGACUGUAGAGCCCAAGUUUUACAUUGUGAAGACUGUAGAGCCCACAUUUUACAUUGUGAAGACUAAAGAGCCCACGUUUUACAUUGUAAAGACUGUAGAGUCCACGUUUUACAUUGUGAAGACUGUAGAGUCCACGUUUUACAUUGUGAAGACUGUAGAGCCCAUGUUUUACAUUGUGAAGACUGUACAGUCAACGUUAUACAUUGUGAAGACUUAG
Molecule: messenger RNA, 1194 nt
Organism: Dreissena polymorpha
Lineage: Eukaryota; Metazoa; Mollusca; Bivalvia; Myida; Dreissenidae
Exons: 4
Coding region: 1-1194 (397 amino acids)
Source: RefSeq, a predicted model, not a curated record